AUGACGCUUUUUAGUCCGACCACGGUCCUCGUGGGCUUCCUCCUCCUUUACCUCUCCUCCUUCCUUAUCUUCGCUAUCGUUCGUAUUGCGACCGGGAUCUCGAUUCAACGAAUAGGAUAUUUUUCUCUCCGCCGCAUUGCCUAUGUUCCCCGAGAUGGCGUCCAGAUCGAACUCCGUGGCCUCGGCCUAUCUCUACACCCGCCCUCGUUUGCGCAACCAACAUGGCUCAGCAUUCGCCUGACCGAACUAAAAUUGACUUUGGACCCUUCAGCUUUGGCAAAGGGAAAGAAGUCCACCACAAAACCCGAUGCAUCGGUUUCGCAACCCCCGUUGGAGAAAGAGUCGUCCACCGAGCCGGAUAAUCGGGAAGACAGCUCUUCCAUACCCAAGCGGAGCAAGACAUGGCGGAAGCUGACACAUAUGAAGGAGCAAGUGAAGCGGCUGCAUCGACAAAUACAUUGGUUGAAGUUGGUGGAUGUGGUAGCCGUCAAUACGACCAUCAAUCUCGUGGAAGCUGGUCAGAUCCAGGUUGGAUCUUUAUCCUUGGGCGUCGACACGAGGCGCAAGAUGGUGGAUCGAGGGAAACUCUUCUUUCGGCGCAAGAGUCAGGGCCCUGACGAACAUCGACCGGCAGAGUGGGUGAUGAAUGUGCAGAACGUGCUACUCGGGAUAGAUGGAGCGGAGCCAACCGAAGUGCUGGACAAUGUUCGGGUCAAUAUACAUGGGCUUCUUCACAAGGACCUUGAGGGUCUGAGAGAUGCGUCCAUCGCUUUCAAAAUUGGGCGCAUGCAUAUCCCGUACGAUGAUGUGAUGACUCUGAUGCAGCGCGUCAAACAGUCUCGCCAGUCGUCCCCCGGAAGCCGAGACGACACCAUUGUACAAGCAGUCGCCGACUCCAAAGAGUUUGCCGGGUCAAUCCUUCGCGGAAUACAAGGAAUACAGGUGGCCCUGAGCUUCUUUAGGUUAACUCGAGCUUUUGAGCCGCCUUCGUCAAAACAGAAUCCCGUGUAUCUGAAUGUGGUAUCGCAUGAGCUAGGCGUCGAUCUGCACCGAAUGGAUCAGAAGAGUCCUGCUCAUCGCAUGUAUUUCCAACGCGAUGAUCUCGCCCAUCAAGCUCUCUUGGCGGCCAUCUCUUUGUCGGUCACCUUGGACGAUUGCUCAGGCGAGACGGAGAACAUACUAUAUAUCCCAAUGGCGACCACAACAAUCAAGACCACGCUCCCUUCAAAGACGAUCAGCUCCUUCGAUGACCACAACCCGGAGGAGCGCAAUACCAACAUACUAUUUGCUAAUCUGGUGGUGACGUCCCCAUCACUCGAUCUAGAGCCAAAGCAGGUCUCUCGGCUCCUAGGGUUGACUCAGGCGAAGAAGGCGUCUCCUCGUGGAAAGAAGAGAGAUAACCAUCGUUUGAUUUCUAGGCUUCUUCCCAAAGCCAGCAUCAAAGUAUCGGUUCACGAACCUGUGGUUCGAUUCGUCCUCCCUAUUUCCAAGCCUUCCGACACCCCUGACGACGAUUAUAAUCUACUAAUUUCCUCUAUUUCCUCUAUAUCUCUUGACAUUGAAUCUUCACAUUCGUCUGAAGGCGGGGUUCACUAUUCGCUCUCUUCCAUUUACCGGGUGGCAUCGCAUCAGCUGUACUACCAAACUCCGUCCGGCGUUAAACAUAAUCUCUUGACGACUGAAAGCUUGGAAUUCAAGGUGUUACUUAGUGCUUCGCCAGAAGUACGCGUGAUUGCAUCUGGAAGCCUGAAUACCUGUUCUGCACACAUGGUUAACGAUGAAGUGAACCGUGGCAUUCAUCAGGUGCUCGAGCAGUUCCGGGCUCAAACGCGGCAUAGAAGGAAGGCCUCUAUGUCAUUCGAAGAGCGGAAACCUAGUGUUCUCAGGCGAAUCCCGCCAUGGUUGCUUCGAUGCCAAUUUGAAGCCACUGGCCUCAGCUUAGAAAUUGCUGGUGUUGACACGAGUGUCUCUGAGGUCUCACGCGGUGUCUCAUUCCAGCUACAAUCUCACUCUUACAUUGGAGAUGAGUCGUCCUUCCGGUUUCCGCCCACGUCGCCUCCGAGACAGAAACAAGUGGGCGCCACAGAUGGCAGACGACUAGCCCUCCACGUCCGCGGCUUUGAGGGAUUUGUCAUUGAAUCCGAAGACUACUUGGAGGCCGAACCCUUCUUCUCACUACCGAGAUUCGAGGUGGCCCUAAGCACGAUGAGUGAUCGUCUUGGUCCGAUUAGUAACGUCAACUCUGUGUUCAAGGGCGUCUACCUACAAUACUCCCUAUACCGCUAUUAUUGUCUCGGUGUCGCGAUGUCUGUGGUCCAGGAUGCCUUCAUGCGAAAGUCACCGGAUAUGCCCGAAACGCCCAUGUCCCCUGUUCAGAAGGAAUUCACCUACCCCCCAUCACCACGUCCGUCCGCGAGGGGCGAGCUCAUGACAUUUGAUGUCCGAGCAACUGUCAUACAGCUCAAGACUUUCAUGCCUGCCGAUCCUCCAAUGUUGGUUCAAAUUUACGGCCUGACCGCUGGCUCGCAUCGCCUCUCCUCUCCAUUUGUGAAAGCACAUCUCAUUCGGUUACAUGCAGAAGCGCCAAAGCUCAAAGGUGUGUGGGCCAGAAUAAUAAGCAUGAACAACGUUCGCCUUGAUUUGCGCAAAAUGAAACUCAAGCAUGGUACCAAUCUUGUCGAGCAAAGGUCCAUCGAUGUCUGGGCUGAUUUCAUUCGUUUGGGUGUACCACACCACAUGGUAAUGCAUCGCAUUUUUGACAACGUGAUCAAUACCUCAAAGGCACUCAAGCAGCUUCAUGAACGCUUCAAGGGCCACUCGUCUGAAUUCGGAUCAGUCAGAGAACCGGAAGAGCCCAAGAAGAUUCCUAGAGUAUCGUUACGCAGCAAGGCUUUACUGUUCGAGUUGGAAGAUGAUGCUUUCGAGUGGAAACUUGGCUGCAUUUAUCGCACCGGCCUCAUAGAACAGCGCCAGCGCUUGGCCCGCGAGGAGGCAUUCGAGCUGAAAUUACAAAAGAUCAAGGAAUCGGAUCAGCGCCGCUCUUCAUCCAGACUACGGGCUCGAUCAAGUCACCGGACACUUCGUAGUGAACGUGUUAGCGGAGAGACAAGGAGGAGUAAGAGUGCCGACUCUAAACCGCGGAAGAGCUUGCAGGAUGACAAGCGUGGCCGGGGAAAGAAAUUCCGCUAUGAUACCGAGGGAGCUGCCUGCCUGUCUUGCGAAGCCAAGGUUUCAGCUGAUAAUGCCUGGUUUCGUCUCCAAGAACACAAUUCACGGUCCUGGAAGGAUAAGAUCGAUUCUGCCUUACGAUUCCAGGGCACGUCGAUCAAGGAAGUGCGAAACCUUUUCUCAGGUGCUGAUGAGCCCCCCGAAGAUGUCCAAGAAACGGAAACUGUCCUCUCCAUUCCGAACAGACCUGCUCUAUUGGCUGCUUUGAUAAGUGACAUCAACCUUGUCAUCGACAAACCUUUCUUCCCCUUGGAAGAUUAUCCCAAGUUCCUUAACACAAUCGGCAAAGGCAUGCCGAUGUCCAUGAAGUAUGCGUUACUUGUUCCCAUGAGUAUUCAGCUGGACAUGGGAGAGGCGCGCGUCAACCUGAGAGACUACCCCUUGGAUUUGCUACAUAUCCCAGCUUUGCGUCCUGGUCAAUCUCCAAGGCUGCCAAGCUGGUCUCUUCGAACCAACUUUGUAAUUGCCGAAGAAUAUCGUGACUAUAAGUCGGCCAGGCAAGUCAAACUCGAAUUGGUACCCUCUACGGAGCUGCCAGAUGGGACCACGAGCCCUCCUUUCGCAAUUGAAGUCUGGCGAUCUGUCUCUCCUGUCAAAACUUACUCUGACCCUACGAUCGAGAUCAAUACCAGCCUACCAACGAGCAUCUCAUGGGGCAUGUCUUAUCAGCCUGUGAUACAGGAUAUGAUGAAGAUUAUCGAAGGGUUUACCAAGACAGAAAUCGACCCCUCUGAUAGGGUUGGAUUCUGGGACAAGAUCAGACUUAGCUUCCACUCUCGGAUAAAUGUUGCAUGGAAAGAGGAUGGAGAUGUUCAUCUUCGUCUGAAGGGCUCGCGUGACCCAUAUGUGGUGACAGGAUUCGGAGGCGGGUUCGUCAUGUGCUGGCGUAAAGAUGUUAGAUGGGAAGUCCAUACUAGUGAUGAUCCCAAGGAAUUCAUGAGCGUCAGGAGUGGGGAGUACGUGCUGGCGAUACCAGACUACAGUCACGAGGCUCGGUAUAUGGCCGAAGCCACAGCGCAGGACUUGGAAAGUACAUCAACAUCGAGUGACCUGAAAAACGCCGCUCAUUUCAAGAAGGUUGUCAUGAAGCUUUCUGGUGACGUGAAAUGGGCUGCCGGCCUGGUAUUUGAGCGUAACGUGGACGAGGGCCAACGAUCGUUUGAAUUUAAACCGCACUACGAAGUUGUAGGCCAAAAUCCCGUACCAAGACGAUUUCAAGCAGCUAAUUUGGGGCAGACCUAUGAUGCCUACCGCGGGUUCCGCAGCAACCAUAUCCACUUGUCAAUUUCCGUUGUUGCUCCUGAAAGCAGGAAUUGGUCCGUUGACUCUGUCCAGCCGUCUGCAAGCUACAACACCGUUCACUUGACCCCUCGGUUCUUCACACACUUCUUCAACUGGUGGUCUCUCUUCUCGGGUGUUAUGUCACUCCCUGUCCGACAAGGACCACUGUGGCCUGGCAUCACCAAGACAAGCAAGAAAUUCAACCGUCACCUGGCCACUGUAAAGUAUCAGUUGCUUUUCGCUCCUUUGUUUGUGGCUCACAUCUACAAGCACAAGGACCGUGAAGACUAUGCUGAGGAUGUCGUGACUGCAACAGGCAUCAAGGUCCGGUUGGAUAGCCUGAAACUUGAUGUACAUCAAAGACGGGAGGAAGUCAAGACUCUGGCAAAGGGUCGCCUCAAGCAAACAAAAGCAAGUGCGAUGCGGAUAAACCAAGCGGAAUUGGAUCUGCAGUCUGCAGAUUUCAGGGCUGUGUCAGCCAGUAUUGAGGGCACCAAUCUCGAUGACAUCGAGCAAAACAAAGACGACAUCAUAUCGUCCUUCCAACAGCCCGUGGCUUCCGUUGACCUGUCUCGAUUUACUAUUCCUGAUCAAAACCUUGAUUGGAUAGACAUGGACGAUUUUGUGGAGCUGGAUUGGAUACUGCCUCAAGAAUCAAACCCUCGAACGCAGAUUUUGCCUUUGGCGUUCACGCCGCGGUUUACCUAUUUCCGACAGACAGACCACGGCGAAAUCGCGCCUGAUGAAACGGGGUAUAGCACCUUUGGUGAUGAACCAACCCAUGAAUGCGUCAUGUCGGAGAAUAAUGAACCUCGUCGGGUACAAAUGGAGCUCAUCCGAGACCGACUUGCUGUCGUCGAGGCGCAGACUCGCGACUGUAGUCGUACCAUCGGCGAGCAGGAACUCCGUCUUGCCAAAGAGGUCGAUCCUGACCCCGCACUUAAGACUUUCGUCCAAGACAGCGCUUCCCGGAUGGGAACAGACUCCGACUCGACGAAUGAUGGCAAGGAGGCUGAUAUGGAUGGCUUAUACUCCACUCCUGACGAUGAUCUGGCAAGUGACUUCAACAACAGAUUCAUCAUCCACAACAUCCAGCUGAAAUGGAACAAUUCUCUGAGAAACAUCAUCCUGCGCUAUAUUCAUCAAGUCAGCCAGCGCCGGGGAUUUGUGUACUACAUGUCUCGCAGAGCUGUAAAGUUCAUUCUCGACAUUGUCGAUGAACAAAACAAGAACAAGCAAAAGCAUUCUAAACUGUUCCGGACUGCCUCAAGACGCCCAUCAGAUGCUGGCGGACUUGUCGACAGCGAGGAUGAUGACAGUAUCGAGGAUCGGAUCGAACAGUUGUUGAGUGAUGCAAAGCGCUAUGUGAAUGCAGAAGAGCAAGAGCAUCAUUCUGACCAAAGGAGACAUAGCGCCGCCAAGUCUGAUGGGUUCAGCGAAAAUAUCGCGCCGGAAUUCACACCUCAGAACAGCUACCAUCUGCGUCUCAUUGCUCCACAGAUUCAAUUGCAGAGUGAGAAGAAUCAGAAGUCCGUGCUGGUAGUCGCCGCGAAAGGCAUGCAACUCCAAGUCGUGUCAAUCAUGGACAAGGAGCGGGUGUCCGACGACGUCAGUGGUCUCGUGCAGCGUCGCUUUUCACUUUGCAUGGACGGUGCCCAGUUCUUCGUGGCUACGCAAAAGAGCCUGAUGAAUCAUUUGCAAUUCUAUGCUGGCAACAAAUAUGGAAAUCCCCCGGGAUCCGCAUGGCCACCCUGGCUAAACCUUGAGGCACUAUUCGAUUUCGAACUAAACCCGUUCGGCUUUUCAAGGAUCAUACAGAAGACUUCGGCUAGUCUGCGGUACGACAAGUACAACAACCUCCGCCUGAAGUACAAUGAGGAGGUGGCGAAGGGGCAAUCAGACCAACAGUAUAGUAUGCAAGAUACGGAACCGAGGAUGGACCAUAUUAGCGUCGACUUUCCUCACUUCCGUGCCAUUUGCGACUCCGCCGAGUACUACUCUAUGUACAUCAUCAUUCUUGAUCUUCUUCUCUAUAACGAGCCUCUUGAGAAGGUUCGAAACGAGCGUCUGGAGAGGAUCAUGCUCACAUCCGAUUUCAGUGAUCUGAGAGGUGCACCGGAGAUGGUUUUCAAGCUUCAGUCUCGCAUCCGACAGCUGGAAGAGAUCAAGGAACAUUUCCAGAUCCAUGCCAAGUACUUGGAUAAGCAAGGCUGGGAAGACCGGCUGGUGCUGGAGAAAGAUCUGACUCAAUGUGAGGAUGAGCUUUUCUUCUUGAUGAAGGCUAUUACCUCCUCUCAGAGGAAGAUUGACCCGAACAUGUCGAAGACACAAGGCGUCCUCCGCUGGAACAUUUCUGCAAGCGAAGUGGUGUGGCAUUUGAUGAAGGACCAGACAGAGCCGCUGGUUGAGUUCCAACUCAGGAAUGCUGAAUAUGACCGCACGGACAAUAGCGAUGGCUCGAACCAUAACCUAGUUGCAGUUGAACGAUUGUAUGGUCUGAACCUUCUUCCAGAUGCUAUCUAUCCUCAGAUCAUCGUGCCUUAUCUCGAUCAGGCCCGGGGUCUUAACGGCCCUGAUGAUUGCAUGAUCAAGGUGAAGUGGCAUAUGUUGGAGGCAGUUGCCGGUAUUCCUGUCUUGGACGACUUUGAGGUGUCCCUCUUCCCUCUCAAGGUUCAGUUGGAGCGGGAACUCGGCCAAAAGGUGUUCGAAUACAUGUUCCCUAAUGUCGGAUCUACGGCAUUCGAGAACGGCGGAUUCUCGCCGUUCAUGAUCAAAAACAUGAAGCCGCUCGAUGAUUCAUCUGAUUCUGAUGAAGAAGAAAGCCCGACCGCUCAUGCACACCAGGAUAACAUGGACAGUCUGCGCAUAUUGUCUAGGCAGCCCACAGAAAAAUCCGUCGCUAACACAUCGGGCGGUUCAGGAAAUAAUGAAGAGAAAAAGAAGUUCGCACUGGGAAGACUACCGAACAAGGGCAAAAAGGAGACUCCUGAUGAUCUGUCCCAGAUGAUGUCGCGCGCGUCAAAUUACAUGACGCUCGCCCAUGUCAAGGUGCAUGAUGUAGUGCUGUGUCUGAGCUACAAAGGCAAGGGAGAGCACAACAUAGAGGAUCUCCACGACUUUGUUUUCCGGUUGCCUGUCUUAGAAUACCGUAACAAAACAUGGUCGAAUCUUGACCUGGCCUUGCGAUUGAAGAAGGAUGUUAUCAAAGCUCUAAUCUCGCAUGCGCCUGCCAUCCUUGGGAACAAGUUCUCACACCACCGGCCUUCAAAGCAGCAGCAGAAACGAUACCGGGAGCUAGCCAGCUCAACCCAGCUUGUACACUACUCCGAUACCGCGGUGAAUGUGUCUGAUAAUGCUCAUAGCAUGGCCAGUGCAGACUCGAACAGCGAAUAUUCAGAGUCACAACGUUCUGGCAAGUCUGGCACAGGCAGUUCUCCGCUUGUGCGAUCAAACUCUCUCGGAUCCAGUAUGCUCCACGAGCCAAGCGGAGUGAUACCGGACUCUCGUUCUGCGAGCGAGGUUGACGUGGAUGCCCGCUGGGAGCAAUCACGCCGAAUCGUCAACCCACCCACUCGACCCAUGACUUCAGGCAAUGCUAUGCCCAGGUCACAGACAAUCAAGACCUGGGAUGAGCCGGAAGAAACAACUAGUCAUAAGACAUCCAUCCGCAAUUUUGGUCGGAAACUGAUACCUUCUCGAAAAUGA
This is a messenger RNA of Aspergillus niger, 8214 nucleotides long. RefSeq lists its product as uncharacterized. The transcript is spliced from 8 exons. The record is from RefSeq and is a predicted model, not a curated record. Bases 1 to 8214 code for a protein of 2737 amino acids. Lineage: Eukaryota; Fungi; Ascomycota; Eurotiomycetes; Eurotiales; Aspergillaceae.